Molecule: messenger RNA, 2068 nt
Organism: Echinops telfairi (small Madagascar hedgehog)
Lineage: Eukaryota; Metazoa; Chordata; Mammalia; Afrosoricida; Tenrecidae
Gene: GLIPR2
Product: GLI pathogenesis related 2
Exons: 5
Coding region: 1-603 (200 amino acids)
Cellular component (GO): extracellular region
Source: RefSeq, a predicted model, not a curated record
AUGUGGAUUCUGACUGAAGUGCCACCCUUUGACUCCUCCUUGGCCUUUUAUCCCAAAGACAGCAUUGACGUGGUGAACCUGAAAUCUCGUCUUUCCAUCAGCAGGGCCUUGGCCCUCCUGUCUGGCCAUAAAGACCUGAAAACCUUCAGUGCUUCCAAGCAGUUCAACAACGAGGUCCUGAAGGCCCACAACGAGUACCGACAGAAGCAUGGUGUCCCCCCACUGAAGCUCUGCAAGAAGCUCAACCAGGAGGCGCAGCAGUAUUCUGAGGCCCUGGCCAGCACGAGGAUCCUCAAGCACAGCCCGGAAUCCAGUCGGGGCCAAUGCGGGGAGAAUCUGGCCUGGGCAUCUUAUGACCAGCCAGGAAAGGAGGUGGCCGACAGAUGGUACAGUGAAAUCAAGAACUACAACUUCCAGCAACCGGGCUUUACCUCGGGCACGGGACACUUCACAGCCAUGGUGUGGAAGAACACCAAGAAGAUGGGGGUGGGAAAGGCUUCUGCCAGUGAUGGGUCCUCGUUCGUGGUGGCCAGAUACUUCCCUGCAGGGAAUGUGGUCAACCAGGGUUUCUUUGAGGAAAAUGUCCUGCCUCCGAAGAAGUAACCUGUCCGAUUGUAUGACAAUCAGAGAACAUGGAUGGAAAGUGCCUGGAACAACGGAAGCUCAGCUGUGUGUCCCUGUGGAUGGGUGUGCUUGGGCGUGGUACACACAGAGCCUCUUGCACAUCACAUGCACUUGGGUAGACAGUUCUGCAUGAACUCAUUCCUUAUUAAAGGGAUGAGCACAUGAAGCAUUGAUCAUGAUGAUUAGAUUAAAAUGAUUUGGAUUGCAGGGGGAGGGGUGUAGACCAAUUUUUAAAAUUUUGUUAUUUUUUUAAGCAAACUUAAAAAAAAAAAUCUUUCUUAUCCUGUCCGGCCUUGGACUUUGUAAAUUCCAGUGUGUGUGAUGCUAAGCCGUGAAGGUGAUUUUAUGUGACUCAUGCAAUAUAAUCUACUUUGGGUAGAAACUGAAGAAUAUUCAGCCCUCAUUUCAAUGUGACAUAAAACACAGUUUUGAUGCCUGUAGCUACAACGCAUUUCUCUUCAGAAAGGGGCUGGGGGAUGGGGCUCCACUGCCCAGAACUGCUGCCCUUUCUCAGAUGCAAGGCAUGUGUCAUCCUGUAGACUGCCUGGAAUUCUCCCAUGGAAUGGCCCAAGAGCAAAUGAGAGAAAAAGGCUGUACUUCCUUGUAUGUUUCUACUUUUAAAUAGCAAAGCACCCCUGCCACACCUCUGGACAUAAACUCCUCUGCAUUUCAGAGCUCAGGAUGCUAGUCCCCCCCCACCCCACCCCCACCCCCCAGAUUUUUUAGGAGCUGAAUAAGGCCUGAAAUCACCCCUCCCCCACCUCUGAGGUGGCCCAGGGCCUGCUCUAGAGAGCCCCCUACACUGCCUGGGCUCCAGGCCAAGUGGCCUUGGAUGGAUGAAGUCAGUGGGGUGGGGGAUGAGGAUGAGCUCAGGGCUGUGAAAGGAAGUCCGCAGCCUCCUCCCUCUCCCUCUUCCCUCUCCCUUCUCCCCUCACAGGCAGCCCAGGCCUCUUCCUGGCAGCUGUGGCUGCAGCUGUGUUGCUGCUGCCUCUGGAAUGUGUAAGGGGGCCCAAGUGUUCCUGAGGAGUGUCCCACCAGGGAGCAGAGACACGCUAAUGUAGGCUUGUGUUUUGUGCCUCAAAGGAGACAAAGUUCUCCUCCAGAGCCAUUUCACAGGGCCCACAUGGGCGGAGCCAACCAGAUGCCAAGGGAAGUGUCCCUGAAACCAUGGCAUCUCCAGCUGGUGAGAGCAGGGGCCUAGGGAGGGGGUUGCCAACUGAGAGACAGGAGCCUGAGUGGAGCAGACUUUGAGAAGUGCCUCCUGAAGGUCUACAAGGGAGCUUCAAAAUGUUCGUGGAAAAAUGAAAUUCCAAGACAAUGGAAUUUUUCCACAAACGUUUUACAGCUCCCUCAUAAGCUGUCCCGUAACCACAGGCUCAUGCUGUGACCCUUAUUCCCUCCAGGAAUAUUGACUGAGACAAUAAAAUCCUUUUCUUUUGUGUAA